Plutella xylostella (diamondback moth) is the source of this 3135-nucleotide messenger RNA. RefSeq names its product Homocysteine-induced endoplasmic reticulum protein (gene Herp). Gene Ontology annotation, biological process: endoplasmic reticulum unfolded protein response. NCBI's taxonomy places the organism in Eukaryota, Metazoa, Arthropoda, Insecta, Lepidoptera, Plutellidae. The record is from RefSeq and is a predicted model, not a curated record. Gene Ontology annotation, molecular function: protein binding.
AAUUUUCGGAACUGACAAUUUAUCUGGGCUGGUAUUUUUAUGGCGUAAAUUAUUUAUUUACCUCAAAUAAUUGUUGCACUCCAUUGAAUCACGUGAACCAGUUAUCUUAGUUCAUUUUUUGUUAACCAGAUCCAUUUAUCUCUAAGCUACUAGACUUGUCUACUUUGUUUAUCUAUCAAGCCACCGUGCAUAAUUUUCACGUUUGUUUGCAUAACACAGUGUUUAGAAGUCUAAUGCUCGAAAAUGAUCCCAGAUAACGUGACUUUGAUUGUAAAGGCGCCGAACCAACAGAUCGAGGAUCAGAAUAUCCAGUGCCAGUCCUCAUGGACUGUGAAACAACUCAAAGGAUACCUCUCUGAAGUCUAUCCCAGCAAACCUAGCACAGACGAACAGAAAAUCAUAUACUCAGGUCAGCUGCUAGACGACACCACAAUACUCAAGGAUGUCUUACGUAUUUACGAAAGCCAAAUCGGCCACACCAUGCAUCUAGUCUGCACCCCUAGACGCCGAACCAUAGACCCGAAACCAACCCCCGCGCCAACUGUCACGCCACCGGAAACGGAUGGCGUAAGACGCCGCCAUGUUGCACCGGAAGCGCCGGCCACAGAGAACGUAAACCGACCAGAGACAAGACAGAACGAUCAGAACCACACAGUCGAGAUGCAGAACUAUUUGACCUCCUUCGUGAAUAACUAUGGGAGAGUGCCGCCGUAUCCGAAUAAUUAUAGUUUUGGCGAGUAUUUGCCGGUGGCUAAUGAUCCGGCGUCGAUGGCGAAUCACAUGAUGAUGAUGCAACAGGCGUACAUGCAGUAUAUGCAGCAAUAUGCUAACAUGUGGCAAGCUGGCGGUAAUGCGAUGCCUGGAGUUCCACCAAUGAACGGAGCCAAUGAUGUUCCUGCUCAGCCGCCCGCACCGGAAGCGCCGGCCGUGCCGCCGGAAAACGCGGAGGAUCUGCGCCGCGAUUGGCUGGACCACAUCUACGCCGCGUCACGAUUGGCCGUUCUGUUCUCGCUGGUGUAUCUGUACUCGAGCCCGUUCAGACUGCUAUUGGUUAUGCUGUUGGUCGCUGCUGGCUAUUUACACCAAAUCGGAUUUUUCCGCGAGUUGGCCGUUCAAGCGAACAAUGAACCACCAGCCAACCAACCUCCACAACCGGCAGAACGCAACAACGCCAACGAAAACGUCGACAACGCAACGCCACCGGAGCCACCCGUUGCUAACAACGCGAAUAACGUUGCCGACAACGACAACCAACAAUCAAUACUGGCUGUUUCCUGGAUGAUCUUUUCCUCGUUCUUUGCCUCGCUCAUACCGGAAAUGAACCAGUGAGUUGUCUAUGGCCGUAAGUCUCUGAUUGGCUAAAAUUUGUGACGUCACGCCAGGUUUUGACAGCGGCUGUAAAACGGGGUGUUUUUAAAUUUUUGGGUGUUUCAAGUGUUUGUAUUAGAUACGGUUCCUCAGGUUAAAAGUUGGUGUGAGAUUUUUACUAUCUAUACAAUAAUUACUACUAUGCAAAUUAUGGAGUUCAUUCUAAAUUUAACUAACUAGGAAUAUAAAAUUGUGGGUACUAUAUACUAUAAUUAUUGCUAUUUAAUGAACUCAUAAAAUCACUCAUAAUUUCGGUAAUAUUGUAUUUCCAGUGUACCAUAUUAAAGUACAUACCUACCUUUAAGCCUAUGUCCAGCAGUGGAUGUCUAUGAAUGUUGGCCGAUUAUGGAAUGUAACAUAUAAGUAGCUAAUAUGUAAAAUCGGAUUGUUAACUGCCUAUCCAAAGUUUCUAUCUGAAUUUAAAAUUCAGUUACUGGUAAAAAAAUGUCUUACUCAUCUUUUUAACUUUAAAAGUCACAUUAAUGUUUAAGAGGGGUCUUCUGGAGUUUCGCCCCUAAAGCUGAAAUCCCAGUAGGCAAACAGCUCACCUUACUAGACGUAACGACGCAAUUUGCAUAGAGUGUGCGCAAAACUAGAAAAAUGUGAACACUCGGCAUACUAAACCGAUACGCCGCUAACUCAGUCAAUAGUUUAACUCAGUUAACUGUUUACCUACUGGGAAUGCAGCAUAGAAUUUUCUGUCUUUGCGAUGUGCUAUAGCGAUGGUAUAAUUGACAUAUUGGUGUACUGAUACUAGACCAAAAAAUAUAUUGUACAUAUAAUUACUAUUAUGUUAGUGCGUAAUUCGAAUUUAAAUGGGCUUCUAGGAUUGUUCAAAAAGGUCAACCAAAAAGUGUAUACUUUAUAAACUGUAUACAUUAAAUAUUUGCAAAUUGGAUGUAGUUUUUGAACGUAUCCUAGAUUAACACGUUCACCGCCGCAGAAAUUAUAAGAUUACAAGUCAGUGAACGUGUUAAGCUCCUCAGGCUAUUUCCAUUAUAAUGUGCUCUUUAGAAAUUCUAUUUGUUUUUUCAUGCUCUUGCCAGUGAUUGUUUAAAUUCAAAAUUUCUAAUCUUUGUACAAAGCACUUUGAAAUAGCGAUAGCGUAAGGUAGUUUUAUAAAGCGUGAUUUUUCCUGCAUUUUCAUUAUUAUUAUCACUAUUAUUUAUCGUUCGCCAGUCAUUUGUUUUUCGUGUUUUAGUUCGUAUACAUUUAUUACUCAGUUUAUAUUAUUAUGUAGUAGCGUUAAUUCAAGCGGUAUUUGUAUAUUUAUUGCGUUUGGGAAAAGUUUGAAACUUUUCAAGUUUUAAACCCCAGCUCCCAGCUAUCAAAUCAUAGACAAAUUUUUAACUUUUAAAGUUUUUCAGUUAUAUCCAGAGAGCAAAUCGGUAACGGAAAAUGGGGCUGGUUUUUUGAACUUAUGAGAGAUAAAAUAUGCCAUUUUAGAUCGUAAAAAGUAAGCGCUAGUUAUAUUCACCAUACAAAACUGCCUGUCGGUUAAAACAUAUAACAAACUUGUAACUUAUUUUAGUAAAACAUGUCAUAUUUUAAUGUACAUAGCUAUUAAUACAUAGCAAUUUAUGACUUCCACGUGAAUACUGUUGUAAAUAAAUUGUUAAAAUGAAAUAAUUUUAUUGCAUUUUAACAAUUUUAUAAAUACCUAACGGAUUUGCUAAGGUAUAUUUUAAAACAAAAUUAUUUAUGUUCUGUGAUAAGGUUAUUUUUUAGUAUUGUUUGAGCUAUAAAUAAAUUAAAACUUAUUUUAAA